UGUAAUAUACUAUUAAUAUUUUCCAUUAAUCAAGAGAUAUCAUGCCACCAGAUCUUAUUUUAUACUAGAUUACCCUAUACCCUAUAUACAUGUCAUGCUAAGUAUACAACAAAUACAUUUACAUAUUUAAGUACUUAAAAAUACCCUGCAGUUGUACUUUUGGCAUAGUAUUAAACUGGUAUAGGCUACUUAAAGUCUGCUAAAUUAGAACAACUCAUUUUAAUUCACUUGUGGAAGUAGUGCUGAAGUCCAACUAAAGAUAUAGUGAAGUAUAUUUGAUUGUGCUAAAGUGGAACUAUUGCAAGUAUACUUCAGGUAGAGUUUAACUGCAUUUAAAGACCAUUUAGACCAAUAUCAUGCAAUCCUCAUCAAUAGUGACAUUUUAUUGACACAUUUUAGGCUUAAUAUUAAGAAAUGUGCAUUGUGCACAAGUAGUACUCCAAAUAAAGUUUUAUUAUAAUUAGUAAGUCUCCAGCAACAUGUCAAUGAAUAUGUUAAAAGAUUUGAACUAUACUUAAUACAGUAUAUUACUUUUUUACUAGGGUAGUGAUGUGCUUUUUCCCCAAAACAUUACAAUCUCUGUUUACUUUAAAAGUAGAACUUACUUUUUUGAAGAACGAAAAAUUAAGUAGGCUAUAUGAAUAAAAAUAAUUAUCAUAUUAACAUUAUGUUAUAAAUUUCAGAAUAUGCUGAUUGUUAUAUAAUUUGAAAUUAUAUAUAUUUUACAUUUUAUUUUAUUAUAUAUUAUAUUAAAAAAAAAAGAAAUGUGUUGGCUGCAUGACCACACACGACUUAAAUCAUAAAAUAAAAUAAAACAAAACACAAUUUUGAAACAGUAGCCUAUUAAACACUUUAGAAAGCUCCAAAUAUAUUUUAAAAUGGCACAAAAUUAUAGGUCAAAAACUAUAAACAGUUAAUUUGAAAAUUAACCGCAAAAAUGCUUUUAAACAAUGUAAAUAUGCAAUAAUCUUUAGAUAACUUUAUUUAAUGUAUUUGUCUGCAUGCAAGUGAACACUGCAGUGGUAAAUCAAAAUGAUUUAAAUGGGUAAAAAAUAGUUUUGGACCUCUAGGGUAGAGUUUAAUUUUCUUUUUAGAAAGCUCACAGACUAGAAUAUUCAAUGCAUUCCAGAAAAGACCAGAUAGAUAGAUAGAUAGAUAGAUAGAUAGAUAGAUAGAUAGCGCACCUCUGCAUCGGGCCUGUGUGUGAAGGCUCAUAAUAGCCUGCAGUCAUAACACUGGUCAGUGAUGAUUUACGCCUGAACGCACUGCUGUUAAUAUGACAGUAAUGAGCUCAUCUCAGCGAUCUCAGGUUAGACGUUUGAGCCAAAGAUCGGUGCUCAGGAAUCAGCCGCACAUAUCCACGAUUAGCGACACUGACCCAGAGCGACUCACAUUAGAGAUAAGAGCACAGAGGGAGCAGGACAGGUCAGGAGGAUCGGGGGCGGAGUCUCCUCAUUGUUUCCCGCAGAUAAAUGAUUGCGUUCAUAAUUUAAAAAUCAUCACUCAGAGCAUCCAUAUGAGGACUCGCUUCAAGACACCGACUCAGCCGAGAGGAUUUUAUAUGCCUGAGAUUAAAAUGGGACCAGAGGAAAGCGCGCGUUUUCUGAGCAGCAUCAGCACCUCUCGAACCGUGCCUGCAGGAGCUGUGCUCGGUCCAUGUGCUGCGACACACACCUCCCUCUGUGACAGCGUCGCGUUCAUCGCCUGCAAGUGCGCGGACAGACGAAAGACCGCCUAUUUGCUGCAGAUGGACCCAUCAGUGUCCAGCAAAUGUCUGCAGAUGAUUCAGUCAGCCAGGAAUGCAGAGGAGCAAAAUCUAGAGGCGUAUAUGAAGAACGGACAUCUGUUUUUCAGAGCCAUAAAGGAUAUUCCUGAAAACACUGAGCUUUUAGUUUGGUAUGGGAGAGAUCUAGCCAAACUGCUUGGCCUCAGCACAGAGCAAAAGAACACAAAAGGUUUAAUGUGCUCUGAAUGCAAACAGAGUUUUCUCUUUCAAUUCCCUCUGUUGGCACACAAGCGAUUUUUCUGCAUAAAGAAACCUACAAGUUUCUUGAAGAAAAUCACCAUCCCAGAAAUUCGAAGUAGCAAACCUGCCACAAACUUCCACAAUUUAGCACGAGAUCUGGAGAACUGCAGGAAAAAUCGUCCCACAGAUGCAAAGAGCCCUAAAAGAAGAUGUUCUCUUGAAUCAGACACAGACGAGAGUGAUGGCGAACCGUCAUCUUUUGACACCCGUGGAGACGAAAAGGUAUUAGUGAAAAGGUUUUGUGUUAAUGGAGCGAAUAGAUGUUCCUGGUCAUCCUCCAGUGAAAAGUCUUUCAGCGAGGGCCAAAAUUCUCCAUGCAGCCAACCACAAUGCCAUGACAGCUGCACAACAGACCCAGACAACCAGGAUUUGAAGUCUAGUACAAUAGUGACCAAGUCUGCGUUCACCACUAGAGUGUCAAACGAUGUUCAAGGUGACAAGAACAAGAAAAGCGCGUUCACGCAACCACCUCCUCAUAUCCCGCUGAUGUCAACCAGUCUUACCAACAACCGGACAUCUAUCCUCCCCAGCAUUCUCCCACUCAGCUUCCACAGCUCCGCUUUACUAAACACAGAUCUUCCAAAAAUUUGGCUCUUCUUCCCAGUGCAAACCUUUGGCCCAAGGUCUCCCAUCUGCUGCAUCCACACACUAAUCGUCUGCAGUCGCUACUGACCCCCUCUCUGUCUUCUCUUGGGAUACCUAUCCAGAACUGGUGCGCUAAAUGUAACAUUUCUUUCCAUAUGACAUCGGACCUGGUGCAACACAUGAGGUCCCACCACAAGAGAGCGCUGUCAGAUGAGAGACAGUCGAGGCCCAGGGACGAGAGGCUGAAGUGUCCGAUAUGUAACGAAAAAUUCAGAGAGCGUCAUCACCUAUCACGUCACAUGACCUCUCAUACAUAAGCUUAUAUAUAUAUAUAAAAAAGAUAUUGUCUUUCAAAUGUUUCUCCAACAUUUCCUAGAACUAGAUCUAAAUAAGCAUUUUAAGUAAAAAAAAAAAAAAUAGUAAUGUAUGUCAUUCUCAAAUUUCAUUGUAAUUCUCAUAAACAUUGUUAUAUAUUUUUACAUUAGUCAAUGCCAAUGCCAUCAUCAGGAAAUGUGGAGAGGCAUCACUUUCUAAACAUAAAAGUUAGUGUUUAAGAUUUAGAUUUAUUAGGUAUUUCUUCUAUGUUAAAUAAGUGUUUGAGAAGGCUUAUUCAGGUAUUGUAUUUUUUUUUUGUAUUGUUUUUUAUAUGAC
Messenger RNA from Onychostoma macrolepis, 3262 nucleotides. RefSeq lists its product as uncharacterized. Gene Ontology annotation, molecular function: protein binding. Gene Ontology annotation, biological process: regulation of DNA-templated transcription. Bases 1277 to 2698 code for a protein of 473 amino acids. The transcript has 4 exons. The record is from RefSeq and is a predicted model, not a curated record. NCBI's taxonomy places the organism in Eukaryota, Metazoa, Chordata, Actinopteri, Cypriniformes, Cyprinidae. Gene Ontology annotation, cellular component: nucleus.